AUGGCUGGGCUUGUGCACUUGGCGCGAUUGUGCAGUAAACAACAGCAAAUAACAACAAAUAGGCGUUUCUCUUGCAUUGUUGGAAAAACUUGCAGCGUACUUAAAGCGCAUAGACAUCGUCAAUCGCCUGCACACUUGUUUUGCUCCAGUCGCUCUGUAGCCGACAGCGAUGAUGUUGCGAAAACGCAGAAGAAGAAAAUCACGCCAUUCACCCCUACGCCAGGGAACAAGCUACUUGGUGGUGUACUGGUGAAGAAAGUGCCCAAAGGUCCAGCAACAACAGCGCAGCGGCUUCCAUUACGAAAUUGUCAUGUUCAUUUAGGCGGCACUGAUGGGGGCAGUACUCUGGGGAAACUCGACGCGCCGGAGGUGACGUCACAAGAUAUGAUGCGUGCAAUGAUGCACUACAUCUGGCCAAAGGAGGAUGCGCUUGUGCGAAAACGUGUGGCUAUCUCCUUGAGUCUGCUGGUUGGCUCCAAAUUGAUGACGGUUUGUGUGCCGUUUCUGUUUAAAGGUGCCGUCGACACGCUGAAUACGAUGAAUACCUUGAAUAUGGAUACACCACCCGACACGGUGCUAUCCGUAGCCACUGCCAUGCUGCUUGGAUAUGGUGUUGCGCGUGCCAGCGCUGCUGCCUUCAAUGAGCUGCGAAACGCAGUCUUCGCCAAGGUGGCACAUCAUUCCAUACGGAAAAUUGCCACGAACGUGUUUUUGCAUUUGCACAAUUUGGAUUUGGCAUUCCAUUUGAAUAAGCAGACUGGCGCCUUAUCCAAGACCAUUGAUCGUGGCUCGCGUGGCAUAAACUUUGUGCUUAGCGCUAUGGUUUUUAAUAUUGUGCCAACAAUAUUCGAAUUGGCUUUGGUAUCCACCAUCUUGGGAACUAAGUGCGGUUUAGCAUUUGCCGGCGUGUCAAUGGGUUGUGUUGGCAUCUAUGCUACAUUCACGCUAGCUGUGACGCAAUGGCGCACUAAAUUUCGCAUCUACAUGAAUCAGGCCGAGAAUGAAGCGGGCAACAAAGCUGUCGAUUCACUGAUCAAUUACGAAACCGUCAAGUAUUUCAAUAAUGAGAAAUUCGAGGCUGGCCGAUAUAAUGAAGUGUUGAAGAAAUACGAGGUGGCUAGUUUGAAGACGAGUACCAGUUUGGCUAUGCUGAAUUUUGGACAAAAUGCUAUCUUCAGUUCAGCACUUAGUGUCAUCAUGUUGCUGGCUGCCAAUGAGAUAGCAAAGGGAAAUAUGACAGUGGGUGAUUUAGUGAUGGUUAAUGGCCUGCUAUUUCAGCUUUCCAUACCACUAGGUUUCCUAGGUAGCGUGUACCGAGAGGUACGCCAGGCGCUGCUUGACAUGCAGGCAAUGUUUACGUUAAUGAAUGUCGACACGCGUAUAGCCUCAGCACCGAAUGCACCCUACUUGGCGGUUGGCUGCGAGAAUGCAUCAAUUGAAUUCAAAAAUGUCAGUUUCGAGUAUGAGCCGGGCAAACCCAUCUUCAAAGAUAUGUCUUUCAGCAUACCAGCGGGCAAAACAAUUGCUUUCGUUGGUGGUUCUGGCUCGGGAAAAUCGUCGAUGGUGCGCCUACUCUUUCGUUUCUUCGAACCUAACGCGGGUAAGAUAUUCAUUAACGGACAAGACAUCAGCGAAGUGGAUUUGGACAGUUUGCGACGUGUCAUCGCUGUAGUACCGCAGGACUCAGUGCUCUUCCACGAUACCAUUCAACAUAAUAUACAUUACGGCAACUUAAACAAAUCGCAAGAGGAUGUGGAAAAUGCAGCCCGCAUGGCGGAUUUGCAUGACUCCAUUAUGAGUUGGCCCAAGCGAUAUGAAACCCAGGUGGGCGAACGUGGCUUAAAGCUAUCGGGCGGCGAGAAGCAGCGCGUGGCCAUUGCGCGUGCCAUACUGAAAAAUUCACCGAUUCUCAUAUUCGACGAGGCAACGAGCAGUCUGGACUCUAUAACCGAACAGCAUAUUUUGCAAGCCCUAUCACGCGCAACUCAGGGCCGCACUAGUAUAUGCAUAGCUCACCGGCUUUCCACCGUCAUGGAUGCCGAUGAGAUAUUCGUAUUGGAAAAUGGCCGAAUCGGCGAACGUGGCACACAUGCAGAGCUUUUGAAGAAGAAUGGCCUAUAUGCGCGUCUAUGGGAGGCGCAAACGCAACAAUUCUGACCAGAAACAUCUGAUCCGCGACUGCCUUUUGGUUGUUUAAAUGUCAUGUAAUUUUAUUGUUGUUGAUUUACAGAGAGGCUAUUUAAUGAUUCAUUGUCAGUAUGUAGUUAUGUAUGUUUAAGCAUCAAACUUAGAGAAAACCACAACAAUGGGCCGUAUGAAUGAAAACAAAGCAAUUGCUCUUUCUUAAAAUUUCAGACCUUUUUUAACCGACUUCCAAAAAAAUUAGGAGGUUAUCAGUUCGCCGGAAUAUUUUUUUUUUUUAAUUUAUUUCAAUAAAUCGAGUAAUCUGAAAUUUCAAGAAAACACAAUUGCUUACAGUUUUUAUUCAUGCGGAUAUCAUAAACACUAACAAAUGCACACAUCAACUAACUAACCUAUACCCAUUGCCGUGUAUGUAUUUGUAGUCAACUUAAAGUCGACUUUAAAAUUAUUGGGGCAUAUUCUUGUCUACGUACGAAUCGAAAAUCAUGAAAAUUUCUUUUCAUUUCCUAUACAAAUAUUUCAAAUUUUCGAUUCGUACCAAAACAUGAAUACGCCUCAUUAAGAAAUUUUUGAAUUGCUUCUGAGUUAAAAAUUCGUUUCAAAAGCUUUUGCCAUUUCAACUGGCGGCAAUUGUGUAUAGGCAUGAAACCUUGUUAAUAAACACACACACACACACACACAUGAUUUGUAUUGUACUGCUGUCGUUUUAAGGUGAAAAGUCGCAGGCAGUUGCAAAUAGAUAGACACUAAUGAGAGAUGCUGUAUCACCACCCGGUCUAAACAAUGAUUUGUUAAUAAGAUUCCUGUGAGAGUGCCAGCCCAGUGCUGUAUUGUAAAUAGAGAAAUACAAAAAAUAUAUAAAAAAGCUUAAAAACAAUA
Molecule: messenger RNA, 3021 nt
Organism: Rhagoletis zephyria (snowberry fruit fly)
Lineage: Eukaryota; Metazoa; Arthropoda; Insecta; Diptera; Tephritidae
Gene: ABCB7
Product: ATP binding cassette subfamily B member 7
Biological process (GO): transmembrane transport; intracellular iron ion homeostasis
Cellular component (GO): mitochondrial inner membrane
Molecular function (GO): ATP binding; ATP hydrolysis activity; ABC-type transporter activity
Source: RefSeq, a predicted model, not a curated record